Molecule: messenger RNA, 1095 nt
Organism: Rotaria sp. Silwood2
Lineage: Eukaryota; Metazoa; Rotifera; Eurotatoria; Philodinida; Philodinidae
Source: the annotation of a GenBank genome assembly
AUGAAACAUUCAAUUGAUGAUGGUGUUCUUCAAACAAAUCUUUUACACGCAUUUCAAAAAAAUAAAAUAAUGCAAGGAAAAUUAAAUGAACGCCAACGUUCAUAUUAUGUAGAUUUAAUUAAAGAUAUGCAAGAUCAUAAGUUAAAAGAAAAAUUAAAUAAAGAAUUAUUAUAUACAUGGAAAAAAGAAAGUUAUGUUCGACAAUUAAAAAAAAACCUACAAGACUAUGAACGAAAACGUUUUGGUGUAAGAGAUGCUUAUUAUGAAUAUCAAGCAAGAAAUUUAGAUUCUAUUAUAGCUGGUCAACAGGGUCUUGUUAUACCACCGAAAGAAGAAGAACGUCGUUUAAAUGUGAAUACAAAAUUUCGUCAAUUUCUUGAAGAUCAUCCACUUCAAACAAAAUCAUCAAUACGUCGUGUUGUUCAAUCAGCUACUCCUGCUCCUGUUCCAGUAAAAGAAGAACAAAAACAAGAAGAAGACGAUGCUCGUGGUGUAGAAGAAACAUGGAAACAAAUUCAUGCGCAAUCAGCUAUCGGUUUAAGAAGAAAACGACCAAAAUUAUUACCGUCUAUUCAACGUUCAUCAACAAUGGAUGAAAUUAGACGAAAUAAUACUCUAAAUAAAAUUCUUCUUCCACCUACUGUAGCUAUUGUAGCUAGUUUACUUGUUACUACAACUCCUGAAUUAAUUAAUGUACCGCAAGAAAAAGAUAAAACCGCAUUAGUACCGUUGAAAUCAGCACCGAUUGUUUCGUCAAUGGUUGACGGUAUUGAACCAGUGUUGAUUUCGUCUGAAACAUUAAAAAAACAGACUCGAGCUGAUCUUGUUACAAUGCGUAGUGUACGGCGACCACAAAAAAACCCAAUAGAUUUAAAUAUGACUUUUGAAUCACGAAAACGUAUUUAUCAAAUAAAUAAACGUAUGCAUGGUUACCAAUUAUGUCAUCGUAAAUGUGCUUUACAAUAUAAUUCACGAUUUGAUCGAUCGGAAAAGAUAGAUGCAGCUGAUGAUGACGAAAAUUUUCUUAUUGAAAUGAAUGAAAAUACACGACGAAGAUACGAAGAUAGACAUCAAUCGGAUAAAGCUUUUGUUUAA